Dicentrarchus labrax (European seabass) is the source of this 2657-nucleotide messenger RNA. RefSeq names its product hyperpolarization activated cyclic nucleotide-gated potassium channel 3 (gene hcn3). The transcript is spliced from 7 exons. Gene Ontology annotation, cellular component: membrane. The record is from RefSeq and is a predicted model, not a curated record. Gene Ontology annotation, biological process: potassium ion transport; transmembrane transport. The coding region runs from base 505 to 2364 and encodes 619 amino acids. NCBI's taxonomy places the organism in Eukaryota, Metazoa, Chordata, Actinopteri, Moronidae. Gene Ontology annotation, molecular function: voltage-gated potassium channel activity.
UUGAAGGCUACUGAGCCUUCUCUGUCAAUUUGCGUCCGUCCUCUCAUGGUCAAACAGAGGAGGACACACUGUAGGCUGCAUCUGAAGCUGAAGGUCUUAUUUUUACGGGGAGCAGGCUUUAUUAAUCACAGGAAAAUACUUUUUUUAAUGGGCGCUGCAACUUUUUAUGGAUUUAUAUUGUGAUAACUCGUGUGGGGAAAGCCAUUGUUUCUUUUAUAUACUUGCAAUAUGUAUGUUUACUCUGUAGAGAGCUAAAAGUGUCCUGGUACUUGAUGGUAUUUUGUAGGUGUCACUGUUUUAAAGUAAAGUAGCUGCAUUGUAUUUUUUUCAUUUUUUUAUUUUUAGGAUAGUUAUUUUUUGCAAAGGAAGUUAAAACUAAAACAAUACAUUCAAUGGAUAUGCCAGCUGCUGUAAAUUUUAUUAGUAAGUGAGCAUUACAAUCAGGCCCCUGUAAGCCCAAUCACAGGCACAGUAGAGCUUUAGUUUAAAGUGCAAGGUGUGAAAAUGUCCAGCCUCUCCAGGAGUGCAGAUGAGCAAAGAGGUAUCAGUGAGAGCCCGGCUCACAAACCAGAGACACCCAAGUACCGCAGCUGGAGCGGCCUCCGCUUCUCAAGAUGGAGAAGUGGCUCCCAGAGGACGACCCCCCCUGCCACCCCUUCCCCGAAGACAGACAAGAGGGCCGAUGUGACCAAGACGCUCUUCUCCUUGGUCAAGACUCACAAUGAUGACUACACGGCGGAUCCCGAUGGACUGCUGGAUACUAACAUCGAUGACGAAGGAGGCGAAGAUGACACCCAAGAGGACCAGACCACCUGCUACCAGAAGCGGUUUGGAUCCAUGUUGCAGCCCGGGGUCAACAAGUUCUCCCUGCGCAUGUUUGGCAGUCAUAAGGGUGUUGCUGCUGAGCAGGCCAGGGUCAAGAGCUUUGGAGUGUGGAUCAUUCACCCCUACAGUGACUUCAGGUUUUACUGGGACCUUGUGAUGCUCCUGUUGAUGAUGAGCAAUCUGGUCAUUUUGCCCUGGGGUAUCACCUUCUUUGAGGACCAAAACACCGCGCCCUGGAUCACCUUUAACGUCCUGUCUGACACUCUCUUCCUCAUGGAUCUGGUUUUCAAUUUCCGCACGGGCGUCCCUGGAGAAGACAGCCACAUCAUCCUGGACCCUAAAGAGAUCCGCAAGAAUUACCUCCGCACCUGGUUUCUUGUGGACUUUGUCUCCUCUAUCCCCGUUGAUUACAUCUUCCUCAUCGUCGACCUGGAGGCCCGGCACGAGUCGUCUGAUGUGUACCGCACCGCCCGCGCCCUCCGCAUCGUGCGCUUCACCAAGAUCCUCAGUCUGCUGCGUCUGCUCCGACUGUCUCGCCUCAUCCGCUACAUUCACCAGUGGGAAGAGAUCUUCCACAUGACUUAUGACCUGGCCAGUGCUGUGGUGCGUAUAGUCAACUUGAUCGGCAUGAUGCUGCUGUUGUGCCAUUGGGAUGGCUGUCUGACCUUCAUGGUACCUAUGCUGCAAGACUUUCCCUCAGACUGCUGGGUAUCCAAAAAUAAUAUGGUGAAUGCUACAUGGCACUUACAGUACUCUUACGCCCUGUUUAUGGCCAUGAGUCACAUGCUGUGUAUUGGAUAUGGUGCCAACCCUCCUGAAGGCUUGACUGACGUUUGGCUCACCAUGAUCAGUAUGGUUGUGGGGGCCACCUGCUACGCCAUGUUCCUUGGUCAUGCAACUACCCUGGUCCAGUCCUUGGAUGCAUCACACCGCCAGUAUCAAGAGAAGUAUAAGCAAGUGGAGCAAUACAUGUCGUUCCAUAAACUGCCAGCGGAUGUAAGACAGAGGAUCCAUGAUUAUUACGAGCAGCGUUUCCAAGGCAAGAUGUUUGAUGAGGACAGUAUCCUCGGAGAGCUCAGUGAUCCACUCAAGGAGGAGAUUGUCAGCUAUAACUGUCGUGGACUGGUAGCCAACAUGCCACUGUUUGCCAACACCGACCCUCAUUUUGUGACCGUGAUCCUGACUAAGCUGCGUUUCGAAGUGUUUCAACCCGGAGACUUCAUAAUACGAGAAGGAACGCUGGGUCGGAAGAUGUAUUUCAUCCAGCACGGCACCGUCACCGUCAUCCCACGUGGCAGUAGGGAGAUUACGCUCAACGAUGGAGCAUAUUUUGGGGAGAUCUGCCUGCUAACCCAAGGACGACGCACGGCCACCGUGAAGGCUGACACCUAUUGUCGCCUUUACUCCCUGAGUGUGGACAGUUUCAACGAAGUCCUGGAGGAGCAUCCGCUGAUGAGGAGGGCAUUUGAGAGUGUGGCUGUGGACCGACUGGGCCGUGUCGCUCGCAGACCCAGCUAUCAGCCUCCCCAAUUCGAGUGACGUCCUCGGGACCACCAGAGAGAGACUCUGGCCAGAAAUGUGGAGGAUAUUUGUCACACUUUGGCUGAACUUGACCACAAAACAAAGAAACCUUCAAAGUAAAUGUUCUUGCUGUUUAGUGCUCAGCGAUGGACAACCUGAUGGAGACCCUCAGUUUUAUUUAUGAACAUAUUAUUGCUGCACUUGGUUGAAAAUGUUGUACCUUCAGUUUAACUUUGUUACUUGAAUUUAAAUACAUGAACAAUUUUGUGUUGGCCCUUUGUACACUAUUCAUGUAAGAUCCAUUGUGUCAU